AUGCUGCCCGGGGCCCGAGCGCUGCGGGCGGCGGGGCUGCUCCGCCCGCCCGGGGCCGCUCCCCGCAGCGGGGCUGCCCGCAGGGUGCGCUGCGGGCCAGCACAGCGGCCGGCGUGGCGCGGCUUCGCUCUGCCCGCGGGGCCCGAUCUGCGGCACUUCCUGAGGGCAGCUGCCGCGGGGCAGCCGGGGCCGUCGCCAGAGCUGCCGCCUGAUCCGGGCUCUAUCCCCGGUGCCCCGAAAGUGUACCUGGAGACCUACGGCUGCCAGAUGAAUGUCAGCGACACCGAGAUCGUCUGGGCCAUCCUGCAGAAGAAUGGCUAUGCCAGGACAAAGGAGCUGAGUGAGGCAGAUGUGGUUCUUCUUGUCACCUGUUCUGUGAGGGAGAAGGCAGAGCAGGCCAUCUGGAACCGUCUGCAGCACCUCAAGGCGCUGAAGGCCCGGCGGCCCCAGGCUCGAGCUCCGCUCCGCGUCGGGAUCCUGGGAUGCAUGGCUGAGAGGCUUAAGGAGGAGAUUCUGCACAGGGAGAAGCUGGUCGAUGUCGUGGCAGGCCCUGAUGCUUACCGUGAUCUUCCCCGGCUGCUGGCAGUGGCAGAGUCUGGCCAGCAAGCUGCCAACGUCCUGCUGUCCCUGGAUGAGACCUAUGCUGACAUUCUGCCUGUCCAGACUAGUGCAGGUGGCACAACAGCAUUUGUGUCCAUCAUGCGGGGCUGUGACAACAUGUGCAGUUACUGCAUCGUGCCCUUCACCCGAGGCCGGGAAAGGAGCCGCCCCAUCGCCUCCAUCCUGCAGGAAGUGAGGAUGCUCUCGGAUCAGGGAGUGAAAGAAGUGACCCUCUUGGGUCAGAAUGUCAACAGCUUUCGAGACCUGUCUGAGGUGCAGUUUCAGUCAGUGGCUGCCCCAGCCCUCAGCCGUGGCUUUAGCACAGUCUACAAAGCCAAAGCAGGAGGUUUGCGCUUCUCACACCUGCUGGACCAGGUCUCUAGGAUUGAUCCAGAAAUGAGGAUCCGUUUCACCUCUCCACACCCCAAGGAUUUUCCCGAUGAGGUCCUGCAGCUCAUCCAGGAGCGACACAACAUCUGCAAACAGCUGCACCUCCCAGCCCAGAGUGGGAGCACCCGAGUCCUGGAGGCCAUGCGGCGAGGAUACACAAGAGAAGCAUAUUUAGAGCUCGUGCACCAUGUGCGUGACUCUAUUCCAGGAGUGAGCCUGAGCAGUGAUUUCAUCGCUGGGUUCUGUGGAGAGACAGAGGAGGAUCACCUGCAGACAGUGUCCUUGCUGCGGGAAGUCCGCUACAAUGUUGGUUUCCUGUUUGCCUACAGCAUGAGACAGAAGACACGGGCACAUCACCGGCUGCAGGACGAUGUCCCCGCGGAUGUGAAGAAGCGGCGGCUGGAGCAGCUCAUUGCCACCUUCAGGGAGGAGGCUGUGAGGGCCAACACAGCACUGGUGGGACAGGUCCAGCUGGUGCUGGUGGAAGGGCCCAGCAAACGCUCUGCCUCGGAGCUGUGUGGGAGGAACGACGGCAACAUCAAGGUGAUCUUCCCCGACGCCGAGCUGGAGGAUGCUGCUGAGCCCGGGGCUCCAGGCAGGGCCCAGCCCGGGGACUAUGUGAUGGUGAAGGUAACCUCUGCCAGCUCGCAGACCCUGCGGGGAGCUCCGCUCUAUCGGACCACCCUGUCCCGUGCUGCUGCUUCUCACUGAGGGAUCCCUGCUGCCCCUGGGUGGAAGCAGCACAUGUUCUCCAUGAAGAAACAAGGAAGUGUGGUCAGUCAGAGAGAUAUGGUAGAACCAGGAAGAUAUAUAUGUAUAUUAAAAUUUAUUUAUGGAAUAAUAAAAUACAUAUAUAUUUUUGCUUUGGUGCCAAGUUACCCGUCAUAGUGUGUGCAGGUUCAAAGGGAUAGAAGCUGUGUGUGAACUUGCAAAAUCCAAGUACUGUGAGAUUGUGUAUUUUGACUUGCCCUGAGGCUUGUCCCGCCCUCAGAGUGCUGCAGGUCUGUCCUCUGACUGUGAUCACGUCCUCUGGCACAGCCCAGCCUGAGAUGGAUGUGCAGAGCAGUUCCUUCCUACGAGCUCAGCUGAAUUUAGGAGCUGCAAAAGCUGGUAGUACCUACAAAACACAGCCCCAGUAGCUGCUGGAGAGUGACAGGAGUACUGUCAAAGGGUAGAAAGACCUGAAGUAACAGAAGAUUGAUUAAUUCUUUCCAAAUAUUGGCAAAAUGCUUGGAAAGGAGAUGCAAGAACCCACACCACACUUGUGUGUUGGAAUGUGACACUGGACUGUGGAAUG
This is a messenger RNA of Melozone crissalis (California towhee), 2287 nucleotides long. It is a transcript of the gene CDK5RAP1, whose product is annotated as CDK5 regulatory subunit associated protein 1. NCBI's taxonomy places the organism in Eukaryota, Metazoa, Chordata, Aves, Passeriformes, Passerellidae. The transcript is spliced from 13 exons. The coding region runs from base 1 to 1701 and encodes 566 amino acids. Gene Ontology annotation, molecular function: 4 iron, 4 sulfur cluster binding; tRNA-2-methylthio-N(6)-dimethylallyladenosine(37) synthase activity. The record is from RefSeq and is a predicted model, not a curated record. Gene Ontology annotation, cellular component: cytosol; mitochondrion. Gene Ontology annotation, biological process: tRNA modification; negative regulation of cyclin-dependent protein serine/threonine kinase activity.